CUUCCGGAAGUGGUUGUGACCGAGGCUGCGCGCAAGGCCUGAGCGGGAGAGGCCCCGCGAGGCGCUGGCGGAGGGACGCACAGGAUGUAGCCGGUCCCGCACUUCAGCCUCUAGCAACCAGGAUUUGCUUUCUGCUUUCCCAGGAUUGGGGAGCCCACGACGGAGUUAUUCGAAGCGGAGAAGAUUUGUUCCGGGUGAGCCCAAGCCACCCCGGAAAUGCGAUGGCUGAGGAGCGGGCACCAGGGACGAGACUGAGUUUCAAACCAAGCCACUGGUUUCUCCUGGUUAAGAUAAAGAGCUCUGCGUGUUUAACAGUGAAAAUGGCAUAAUCUGCGUUAACAUCCCACAACUUAAAGCCAUGACUAUUAAGGAAGAAGACACAUGGACUUGUGCUACAUGGAAAUGUGUGCACAGAAAAAGGACAUCUAUCAAUCUUUAAAAGUAGGAAGGAAUCCUUCCGCACCAAAAUGGGUACAUUCUGCUCGGUUAUCAAGUUUGAAAAUCUCCAAGAAUUAAAGAGAUUGUGUCACUGGGGUCCCAUCAUUGCCCUCGGUGUUAUAGCAAUAUGUUCUACAAUGGCCAUGAUUGACUCUGUACUGUGGUAUUGGCCCUUACAUACAACUGGAGGAAGUGUGAAUUUCAUCAUGUUGAUAAAUUGGACAAUCAUGAUUCUGUAUAAUUACUUCAAUGCCAUGUUUGUGGGGCCUGGUUUUGUCCCUCUGGGGUGGAAACCGGAAAACUCCCAGGAUAGUAUGUAUCUCCAGUAUUGCAAAGUCUGCCAGGCGUACAAGGCACCCCGUUCACAUCACUGCAGAAAGUGCAACAGAUGUGUGAUGAAGAUGGACCAUCACUGUCCUUGGAUCAACAACUGUUGUGGCUACCAAAAUCAUGCUUCAUUCACACUGUUUCUCCUUUUAGCACCACUGGGUUGUAUUCAUGCUGCUUUUAUUUUCAUUAUGACUAUGUAUACACAGCUUUAUAAUCGGCUCUCCUUCGGGUGGAACACGGUGAGGAUUGACAUGAGUGCAGCCCGGAGGGAUCCGCUUCCGCUUGUUCCCUUUGGAUUAGCUGCAUUUGCUGCCACCUUGUUUGCCUUAGGGUUAGCUAUAGGAACAACUAUAGCUGUCGGGAUGCUGUUUUUUAUCCAGGGUUUCGAAGACUGUAUAUCUUCAUGGAGCGGACUGCCACACCUGUCUCCUGCUGAGCAGCUGAUGAAAAUAGUUCUCAGAAACAAAACUUCUAUUGAGUCAUGGAUUGAAGAGAAGGCUAAAGAUCGAAUUCAAUAUUAUCAACUAGAUGAAGUCUUUGUUUUUCCUUAUGAUUUGGGAAGUAGGUGGAAGAACUUUAAACAAGUAUUUACGUGGUCAGGGGUUCCUGAAGGAGAUGGACUGGAGUGGCCCAUAAGAGAAGGCUGUCACCAGUACACCUUAACAAUAGAACAGUUGAAACAAAAAGCAGAUAAGAGGGUCAGAAGUGUUCGCUAUAAAGUAAUAGAAGAUUAUAGUGGAGCCUGCUGUCCUUUGAAUAAAGGAAUCAAGACCUUCUUUACAAGCCCCUGCACUGAAGAGCCUCGAAUAAGGCUACAGAAAGGGGAGUUCAUUCUAGCCACAAGAGGCUUACGAUACUGGUUGUACGGAGACAAACUUCUUGACGAUUCCUUUAUAGAAGGUGUUUCAAGAAUGAGGGGAUGGUUCCCUAGAAACUGUGUGGAAAAGUGUCCCUGUGAUGCCGAAACAAAUCAAGCCCCAGAGGGCGAGAAGAAAAAUAGAUAGCCACUGUUAAAGUAAAAUUAUUCUGUAAGCCCACUCCAUUACUUGAAAAUUGUACAUAUUACUAAACAAUUAUGCAAUGAGCCUACUCCGGUCAAGGUGUUCUUUUCCUCAGAGGUGCCCUAGUGCCAUGAUUUAAAUAUCUUUAGUACCAUUUUGAAAUGGAGAAGCCAUUCAGCAUAUGCCUUUGAAUUCCUGCCCCUCCCUACCACCUCUUCCUGCCCACAGAAGGGAAGGCACUUCACCCAAGUAAGUUAAGUGCAUUUUCUCUAGGGUUUUUUAAUAUGCCGCACACUAUGGACCUCACCUGCAGAUACAGUUCCCCCUUUUCCAGGAGCGUCUGCAUGUGAUGCUUUUAUUCUGUCUUCCCUUCAAUUGAUAUUUCUUAUAUAAUAUUCUAGAUAUUAUCGAAUUUAAUUUGUCCCAUUCAAUAUAAGCUCAAAUUUUGUUACCUGUCUUUUAAUAAUGAAGAUUUUAUCAAAUGAAGUAAAGAUCGAUGGAUGUUGUGUAUAAAUCAUGGUUUUUACAUAAAGCAUUUUUCUUUGUGCUGAUGAAAAAGGCUUUGUCUUAGUUCUUUUUAGAAAAACUGUUGCUCUGCAACCCUGUGACAGUUUGGCAUCUUGAAUCCUGAGGCUUAAGACACAUACUCACUUCAGUGUGUAAACCCGCUAGUGGUACAACAGUUAAGCACUUGGUUACUAACCAAAAGGUUGGCAGCUUGAACCCACCAGCUGCUCCACAGGAGGAAGUGCAGUCUGCUUCCACAAAGAUUACAGCCUAGGAAACCCUAUGGGGCAGCUCUCCUCGGUCACAUGGGGUCACUAUGAGUUGGAAUCAACUCAACAGCAUCAAGUAUAAAUGGUAUACUGAGGUCACAGCUUCUAAGAGGCUUUCAAUCUAGUGAAUCAAAUUGCUCGUGUACACUCGCAUAUAUCAAAAACUGAAGCUUGUGGGAGUGGAGUGUUAGAAUCCAAACUGGUGGCCUUGGAUACUUGAAGUCAGGAUUGUCUAAACACAUGAGUAGAAUCAUAGAAGGAAGAAAGCGCAUUCCUCUGGACUUCAGUAACCUAUUUAUUCUUCCCAAGGCAGGGGACUUGAAACUUCAGGGGCUAGAUUUAUAAUAGUUAAGGACAAGGGAAGGGUACUAGGGGAUUCAAUAAAGGAAGCAUGACUGCCCCAUUAACAGGGAGAGGAGAUGAGUGUGGGAAGACAAGUAAAAUGUAUUCAGAUGGAGUAAUAUAAAUAAAGAAGAGACCGUCUUAUGGAGGUGACACUGAAGCAGAUGAGACACAGGUCAUGAGUCCCUGAGGGUACCUGCUUUUUAGGUAGAGGGAACAACAAGAACACUGAGACUAGGAUGUGCCCAGCAUGUUUGAACAGCCAGUUGCAAUGAGUAGGGAAGGGAUAUGAGGAAGUGAAGGAGAUAAUAGGGGGCUAGAUGGUGUAGAGACCUAUGAAGUAAUUCCUGCCUUCCCUUUUAUUUCAGAAACCCAAAGAGUAGACCUUUGUUCAGCUAUUCUGGGCUCAGGGUCUAGAAAGACCAUCCAGGAACACUCUCUUAUCUCCAGUUAGAAGCCAGAAAGGAGCGCUAGUCAAGAUUACUUAGGGUACACCAAAGAUGGUCAAGGAGAAAGAACAUGAACUGUGCCUAAUAGGAGUGCUGGCUCUGCUGGCAUUUGUUUUUAUUCACAGCUGUGGGAUAAGAAGGCAUGGUCCUCUCAACUUAGUUUAUGUCUUAGUCUCUUAAUUCUGCUAUAACAGAUAAACCACACGGGGAUGGCUCUAACAAAGAGAAAUGUAUUUUUUCAAAGCUUAGGAGGCUAGACCUGAAUUCGGGAUGCCAGCUCUAGGGGAAGGCUGUCUGUUCUCCUUGGGGGAAAAUCCUUGUCUCAGCUUCUCUAGUGUUCUUGGUGUUCCUUGGAGAUCUCCACCUGGUGUCUUAUCUUCCCUCAUUUUUGUUUGCUUCUCUGCACCUAAUCUGCUCCUUUUAUAUCUCAAAAGCAUUUGGUUUAAGACAUCCUACACUGAUAUGGCCUCAUUAACAUAACAAAGAAAAUUAUAUUCCCACAUAGGAUUACAUCCGCAGGUAUGGGGUUUAGGAUUUACCACACAAAUUUGUUGGGAACGUAAUUCAAUCCUUAACGGUUUACUUCAGUAAUAAGCAAACUUGGUUGCAUGCUAGAAUCAUCUGGGGACUUAAAAAAAAAAAAAAAACCUGAUGCCCAGGCUAUACCCCAGACCAGUUAAUUCAGAAUCCCUGGGAGUUGGACCCAGGCAGCAGUGUAUUUUAAACUUUCAGGUAAUUCCAGUGUGCAGCCAAGUUAGAGAACCGCUCAUUUACUUGAUUGUUAAAUGAUUCUCAUUUUCAUCAUUGUCCAUGAGGAAACAAACACCACAAUGUAAGUAUUUGCAAU
Messenger RNA from Loxodonta africana (African savanna elephant), 4183 nucleotides. RefSeq names its product zinc finger DHHC-type palmitoyltransferase 6 (gene ZDHHC6). Gene Ontology annotation, molecular function: palmitoyltransferase activity; protein binding. The record is from RefSeq and is a predicted model, not a curated record. The transcript has 12 exons. Gene Ontology annotation, biological process: protein palmitoylation. Gene Ontology annotation, cellular component: Golgi apparatus. NCBI's taxonomy places the organism in Eukaryota, Metazoa, Chordata, Mammalia, Proboscidea, Elephantidae. The coding region runs from base 468 to 1772 and encodes 434 amino acids.